UACAUGCUGCAAAAUAUGAACCUGAGCGUCGAUCCUUGUGACAAUUUUUACGAAUUCGCUUGUGGUAAUUUUGAUGAUCUGAAUUCUUCGGCUAAACGUAAUAGAUAUUAUGAUAAAGGGAAUGAUGUCAUUGCUUCGAGGAUGGAAAUUACAGAAUACUUUUAUGAAGAUGAUACAAAGUUCUUAAAUGAAAUAAUAUCAAAAUUAGGCGGAUGGCCAGUCCUUGAAGGAAAUAAGUGGAAUGAAACUAAUUUUUAUUGGGAAAAGCAUAUCGAAAAAGCGACAAGUAUUGGUCUCACCAAUAAUGAUUUUUAUAAGUUAGGUAUAGAUCGGAUCGAUGGAGUUGUAAAAUUCACAGUAUAUCCACAGGUAACAGAUUCUUCAACAAUUGAUCCAUCUAUCGACAUAUUAUCAAAUGCUAACUUUAAAUUCAUGUCUGAUGUCGCAAUAUUCCUGGGGGCUGAUAAAAACCAAACCAAAGAGCUUAAAUUAUCAUUAGAGUUCGGGCAUGAUAUUUAUAAAUAUUAUCACAACAAAAGCCAUUUUAUAGAUAAUAAUAAGCUUCUGGAGAUGUCAGUGAAAGAAAUGAUAGAGAAAUGGCCCAGUAUAGACUGGAUAAAAUCUUUAAGUUCUGACACAAAGCCGUACUAUAAUUUUACAAAUGAAACAAAUGUUCAUAUAGAAUUUCCAAAUUUUAUCACUCACGUUGAGAAAUUGUUAAAUAAAACGCCUAAAAGGGUUCAAGCCAAUUACUUGAUUUGGAAUUUGAUCCAGUUUGCGAUUCCGUACAUAAAUUCUAAUACGCUUUUGCACUAUAGUCAACCUAAUAGAAGAUUUUUUUUUUUUCCAAUUAAAAUUCUCCAAUUUGAUUGCAUGAAACUUGUUAAACUUCAAUUGAAACCUCUUCUGCGGGCUUAUUAUAUUCGAGAGUAUCCAGUUGAUAAGCGUACUAAAAGUGAGGUUUAUGCGAUUUAUUCUAAUGUAAAGAAUAAAUUGAUUGAAAUUAUAAAUUCUUCACAAUGGCUCGAUAACAACUCUAAAAUUGAAACUAUUAAUAGAGUAGCCUCUAUUAAAACGGUUAUUGGUUAUCCAGAUGAAUUACUGAAUAAUGAUGAAUUAAAAAAUUACUUUGAGGGUCUUGAGAUUACUCGGGAUAAUUUUUUUAAAAAUUAUCUCAAUGUGAAUUUGUUUAAUAGUAAGUUAAUAAAAGUUCGAUCAUUCAUACCAGUAAGUUCUGCUAAACUUGGUAUUGAUUUAUUUACAUUCAUGUAUAAUGACUUCAACAACGCUAGAUAUAAUAAACUCAAUAAUUUCAUAGUUGUUUCAGUUGAAUUACUCAGGAAUAACUUUUUUGAUGUUGACUUUUUCAAUUACUUGAAUUAUGGAGUAAUCGGUGAAAUCAUCGGUCAUGAAUUAAGUCAUGCCGUAGAUAGCGGAACUAGAUUUUUGGAAAAGACUGGGUUAAAAUAUAAAUGGAGUAAUUCAUCGAAUGAUAGAUAUCAAAAUCAGGAGACUUGUAUGAUCAAUCAAUAUCAAAACUAUUUUACCGUAAAUAAAAUUAAGCUCAACGCUACAAAACACUUAGCUGAAAAUAUUGCCGAUAAUAUUGGAAUAAAAAUGGCUUACUUGGCCUACCAAAAUUGGGUCGCUCAAAACGGUCAUGAGCCAAAUUUACCCGGACUGUCGUACACACCCAAUCAAUUAUUCUGGAUAUCAUUCGCUAAUCAAUGGUGUCAAUCAAAAUCAAUAUUAUCGAAUUUAGACGACAAGGACUUUCAUGCUCCUAAUGAUAAACGAGUGAUUGGACCGCUUUCAAACAGCAUAGAGUUUUCAAAAGAUUUCAACUGUCCCGUUGGAUCGAACAUGAAUCCUUUAAACAAGUGUGCUUUUUUCUGAAAAUAUCUGUUGUGGU
This is a messenger RNA of Cotesia glomerata, 1912 nucleotides long. RefSeq names its product neprilysin-2-like. The record is from RefSeq and is a predicted model, not a curated record. The transcript has 5 exons. Gene Ontology annotation, molecular function: metalloendopeptidase activity. Bases 4 to 1896 code for a protein of 630 amino acids. NCBI's taxonomy places the organism in Eukaryota, Metazoa, Arthropoda, Insecta, Hymenoptera, Braconidae. Gene Ontology annotation, cellular component: plasma membrane. Gene Ontology annotation, biological process: protein processing.